AUCGUUUCUUAUAUACAACAUCACCGUUUUAAUAAAUUCCAUAUAUUAUUAAGUAUGUAUGUAUACUCGAGAAAAUAAUCAUUUGUCACAAUGACACUUUUUAAUUGAUAACCUUUACCUUUUAAUUUUAAAAAUGCCAAAAAAAGUGAAAAAAGAAGUAAUAAUUGAACCGCCAUUACCCGAAACUCCACCAGAACCAAAACCAUUAACAGAAGAUGCUUUAUAUUUUUGGACCGAUAUUCCAGAACGAUUAUCAACAACAGUACCACCCCCAACACCAACAGGAGUCGAUAACGUACUUAUCCUUCCAUUUCCAAUCCCAGAAACAUUUCCAAGUUUAGAUGCUUUGGAUGUACCCUUUGUACGAGAAAUUGGAAUUAAAGCCUCAAUUGAUUUGUUAGGCCAACAUUUAGGUUUAACAAAUUACACUUUCGAUUACAUUCAAUUUUGGUUGUUGGACGUUCUCGUUGAUUGCUUAUGGCGAACUCAAGACGAAUACUUUUUCACGAAACCGGAUCAAAAAUUGGUUCUGGAAUGGAUGUUGUAUAUGUUUAGGGUAAUGAGAGAUCCAACGAUAUCGUUUUCGAGGAAGCAACUUUUAAAAUUGUUUAAAGAAGCUAUUUUAAUGACGGGACAAUUAAUACAAGAGGGACACAAAGUUAUACCAAAACCUGAUGAUUUAUUCGAAUUGGUUUUUCAAAAUAAUCCCCAGCGUGAUGAUGAAGAUGAAAUUCUCGACGAUGAAACAUCCAAUUCAAGCGCUGAAGAGGAAAGCUCUGAUUCUGAGUCAACGUUUACAAUCAGCAAAACAAAUUCUGAGCAUGUAAUUUUAAUGGAUAUCGGUGGGCAACAAAGAAAAUAUAUUUUAAAACGAAGAGUAUGUUCGUGUGAACAAGGAUCAACUCCCACUUUUGGAACGACUCUUACAAAGGAUAUAACUAAGUCUACAGAAGUUAGUUUAGUAUACGAUUCUUAUACAGACGAAGAAGAAGGGCUGGAAGGAGAAUAUAUGUCUGAAGUGAAAGAAGAAACCAUUGAAACCUUCAAUGAACCAUUUCAAAAUAAAGAUUAUAAAAUGUUUCAUGUAGUAGACCAAAAGCUUCCUUCCAGAUUUUUACCGCUACCUGAUGAUGAUCAGACAGAGGAAACUUCACAGCAAAGUUAUAGUAAUCCACCGGAUUACGAACCACCAUGUCAAAUUGUUGGAGAUGUGAUUCUUUUAGAUAAUAACACGGCAAGCUCAUCUUCAACUCAAACCACAUCGUCACAAGAAACCGUUAAAGUAGAUUCACAAAUCAAUGAUAAAUCGCAGUCCACAACGGAGCAAAGUGUAAUGCGUACUAUGACAUUUGACGAAAAAAUGAAACUUUGGCGUCAAUUUAAACAACGCGAACAAGAAUUGAAAGAUAUGGAUGACUCUAAUGUUGGUGUAGUUACUACUCAUCAUCAUCAUCAUGCUCAUUUAGAACCUUAUGGUCACCCACACCGCGAUAAACCAAAACCUUUGGGAAGCGCUCUUAAAGACCACACUCAAACUAUGCUUCGACAAAUGUUAGCCGAUAUGAAAAACGACGAUGAAAAAGAUGACCAAGAAUCUUGCGGAUUGGACUUUGAACAUAAAACGAAAAAUUUAUCGAUACUUUGUGCUAUAAUUGAUUUUGUUUUUGAUUAUUUUUAUCAAAAUUUUCAUUUCAUCCUUUUAAAGUUGGCCUUAAAAACGAAUCCAAGUAUAAUAACUCAAAAAGUAAACCCAGAAUGGCUCGUUCCCAAAUUUAAUCUCGUUGAACUUGUUAAACCAAAACCAACCCCAGUGAAAAAAGAAAAAAAAUCUAAAGAAAAGAAAAGUAAAAAGGAUAAAAAGUCGAGCAAAAAGGGCAAAGAUAAGAAGAAAGAUAAAAAAAGCGAUAAGAAAAAAGGCAAAGAGAAAAAAGAGAAACCAAAAAAACCCACGAAGGAAGAAUUGAAAGCAAUGAAAGCUGAACAACUACGACAACAAUUAUUACAAGAACAACUCGAAGAAGAAAUGAGGAAAGCGGAGGAAAAUAGAAGAUGUAUGUUUCCUCUUGCAGAUGCUGCAACCGAUGAACUCUAUAUGGGGUUAUUUGAAAAUUGGCAGAAACCUAAAGAGGGAAAACAAAAAAAAGAUAAAAAGAAGAAAUAAAUACAUAUUACAUUUUAGCCACAUAUUAUAGAAAAUCCCAUUCAUUACAUUUUCUAUUGCAGAUAUCUAUUUUUAAUGCUCUCUUUAUUAUUCAAAAAUAAUUCAGAAAAUCUUUAUUUUAGCUUUUAAUAAAUAGAUGUCGCGAUUUAAAAGCUCUAAUUCAAAUUGAUUUGAAACAGAUUUUUGGCUACAUCGCAACUUCAUACGCUAUUUUUGAGUCGGUAUUUUUGACUUUUGAUAACUUUUGCUUACGAAAAUAGCGCGUCUUUGACCGAAUUAGAAGACGCCGACACGUCAUCGUUGUAACAUCAUUUAUAAAACCACGAAAACAAAAUCAAUAACAUCCCA
Molecule: messenger RNA, 2509 nt
Organism: Onthophagus taurus
Lineage: Eukaryota; Metazoa; Arthropoda; Insecta; Coleoptera; Scarabaeidae
Source: RefSeq, a predicted model, not a curated record